Messenger RNA from Quercus lobata, 1166 nucleotides. Its product is annotated as transcription factor MYB8-like. The coding region runs from base 69 to 815 and encodes 248 amino acids. The record is from RefSeq and is a predicted model, not a curated record. Lineage: Eukaryota; Viridiplantae; Streptophyta; Magnoliopsida; Fagales; Fagaceae. The transcript is spliced from 3 exons.
AACUUUCCCUUCUAGUGUGCCUGUGGCUGUGAGUGUUUGAGACUAGAUAGGGAGGUUUCUAAGUCAAAAUGGGUAGGCGUCCUCGCUGCACUAAGGAGGAAAUGAAUAAUGGACCUUGGACCGCUGAAGAGGACAAAAUGCUCACAGAUUACAUCAAAAUCCAUGGAGAAAGAAAAUGGUGCAAUGUUGCAAGGAAAGCAGGUCUUAAGAGGUGUGGAAAUAGCUGCAGGCUUCGGUGGCUGAAUUAUCUGAGGCCUGAUAUCAAGAGGGGUAACAUAUCACCUGAUGAAGAGGACCUCAUUAUUAGGCUUCACAGGCUCUUGGGCAAUAGAUGGUCUCUUAUAGCUGGGAGGUUGCCGGGCCGAACAGACAAUGAAAUCAAGAACUAUUGGAACACUGUCCUAAGAAGGAAACUGAUCAAUGGGAAACAACAUAUGCAAAACACAAUUCUUAGACCUUCCAAUGAGAUCACAUCCUCAACCACUAGUGUGUCCAAUGGGGCUAAGACCAACGCAGUGAAGUGUAAAAAGAUCUUUGAAACCUCACAGACGCACGAACUUGAAACUUUUGGUAGUAAUGCUCUUGAAGAACCUUCUAAGGAAGUAUGCUUUGUGAAUGAUAAUGUUCUAAAUGAAUCAAAAUCCACAGAGGAUUGCUCACAAAACUUUUCAUCGAGCUUUAAUUACAUGGAUGAGCUUUUGAUGUCUGGUGUUUCUGGUUCCGACUUCUGGAAGUUAUGCAUGUUUUAUGAUAAUACUGUAGCAGGGUGUAACAAUGGUAGCACCAAUGAUCUCUUGGACAAGCAUCUUCCAUAGUUUUGAGGAUGCAGUGAAGCGAUGAAUCACACUGAAUCACUGUUUUGCAGGCACAUUGAUAUUUUCUUUAAACUCUUUGUUAUGUCUCACAAAUAACCUCUCUGUUUUUACAAUUUUUUUUUUUUUUUUGGGGGUAUAAAUAUAAGCGGAGAGUGAUAUCAUUCAAGGGCUUUUAACUACUCACCCUUUCUUGAGAAAGGAAACCUGCAAUCCAAAAUAGCCUAUUUGUUGUCAUGCAAAUUAGCUAGAGAAACACAACUGAAUGUACAACUUUAGGUAAGGCUAUUUACUGCAUUUAGAAUGAAAAGGAUCAUAUAAUUAAUUUUAUGCCUUUCAAUCAUGUUCUUGCUC